Bipolaris sorokiniana ND90Pr is the source of this 941-nucleotide messenger RNA. RefSeq lists its product as uncharacterized. The transcript has 3 exons. NCBI's taxonomy places the organism in Eukaryota, Fungi, Ascomycota, Dothideomycetes, Pleosporales, Pleosporaceae. The coding region runs from base 1 to 789 and encodes 262 amino acids. The record is from RefSeq and is a predicted model, not a curated record.
AUGCUUUCGGGAGUAGCUCUGAUUACAGUGGCGGGCUCUGGCUUUGGCCAGAGUGCCGCAUACUCGCUGGCCCAGCACGGCGUGCGCCAAUUUGCGUUGUUUGACACCAACGGGGCUGGGCUGCACGAGACGACGCAGGUGCUGGCCACCAAGUACAAUGUAACAGAUGUCCUGAGUGUGUCGACUGACUGUAGCACCGAGGAGAUGGUCGAGGCUGGCGUCGCUCAGGCGGCGGCUCGCUUCGGCCGUAUCGACUUUGCUAUCAACAAUGCUGGCUUUGGUGGGCCCAUGGGGGGCAGUCCUGACUCAGCACCUGCAGCUUUCGAUACCCACCUAAAAGAGAAUGUGACAGGUGUGUGGCUAUGGCAUCGGGCUGAACUGCGACAGAUGCUGCGGCAGCAGCUGCGCGAUGGGCGCUACGGUCGUGGCAGUAUCGUCCACGUCUGCUCGGUACAUGCGUUUGCAGCAUCGCCGAUACAGCUUGCCGCCAGUGCCUACGUCGCUGGUCGGCAUGCUAUCCUAGGCCUCACGCGCUCAGAGGGCGUGCUAUAUGCGCCACAGCAGAUACGCAUCAACGCCCUCUGCCCAGGCUACAUUGCGUCCCCUCUGAUUGAGUCUUCAGAGCACAUCAAGACCCUCGUCAGUAACCUGGUCCGUGAGCGUGUGCCUGCAAAUCGACUUGGGGAGCCGGAGGAGGUUGCCGAUGCCAUUGUGUUUCUGGCCAGCCCCAUGAGCAGCUACAUGUAUGCUCAGUCACUGGUGCUAGAUGGGGGCUACCUCGCACGGUGAAAUUUCUAUGGUAUUGAAGAGUUUUGAUGUGUUUGAAUGCUGUAUAUAAAUUUGCCUCUGGAUGUCUUGAGCACUUAAUAUUAAGAUCAGAAACAAGGGCAGAGUAGUUUACAAACGAAGCAUAAUUCCGAAUCCAAAAACCAGUAUUUGAC